AUGGCUUCGGAGCAGUGGUUCGUGGGGCCCCUGCCUCUGCCCGGCCCUGGCCAGACACCGCCCCCCGACGACUCAGCAGCCGGGCCGCAGUCCUGCGGAGAUCCCCGCUGGCUGACGUCCCCCGGCAGGCCUGGGGACCCACUGGAGCCGCUGCUGGAGGCCCCCGCCUGCACGCCUUCCCCGGAGGAGUCCCUGGCCCCUGAGCCUGGGCCAGUCCCAACUCGCUUACCCCUCGACACCAUGUUCAGCCCCAUCACUGAACAACUCCGCUACCUGCUGGGCAAGGCGGAUGACUUCCAGAGCUACCUGCUGUACAGCAGGGAUCGUGUCCAGACGGAGCAGCUGGCCAAGGCUAUGCCCACUUUCUUGCAAAUGUGCGAGCCCUACUUCCUGUACCUGGAGGCCGCGGCCAGAAGCGUGCCUCCCAUCCACGGAGCCCUCCAGGAACUGGUCCGGAAGGCACUGCUGGAAGUCUCCCAACAGCUGACCCUGCGCUUAGAACAGCUGGUCCUCAUGUAUGCUUCCUUUGGGUUGGUAGACCUGGAGGAGACGGACCCCUUAAGUAUCUCGUCUUUCUUCUGCGGGAGGUUCUCCCUCAGCCCUACCCACGAGGUGUCCAUCUUCAGAUACUGCGCCCCGGCUGCCUACACGGCCGCCCGCUUCCCCCGGUACCUCUACAAGAAGAUGCGCUGGAAUCUGGAGACCACCCUGGAGCCCAGUGGCCAGGGGCAGCACAGCCGUGUGGAUUAUUACUUUCUGUGCUACCGAGACACGUGGGAAGACAGCGGCAAGACCCUGGCCAACUCGUGCCCCCAGAUCCAGAAGCUGUGGUCCAUCGGCCGAUGGGUGCCCCUGGGACCAGCCGAGGACGACUUGUAUUCAUGGAUUUUGUGCCCGCAGCCGCCUGGGGACUACCAGCAGCUGCUGACCAUCGGCUUCGAAGAGCCCUCGCACAUGCUGGCCACCGACCUACUGGUCCAGAUCCUCACGGGCCAGGCAGGCCCGGCCCGGCCCCCGAGCGCUGCGGGGCCCGCGGCUUGGGCCGCGCAGGGGUCUUGA
Lepus europaeus (European hare) is the source of this 1059-nucleotide messenger RNA. It is a transcript of the gene C20H19orf67, whose product is annotated as chromosome 20 C19orf67 homolog. The record is from RefSeq and is a predicted model, not a curated record. The transcript has 6 exons. Bases 1 to 1059 code for a protein of 352 amino acids. Lineage: Eukaryota; Metazoa; Chordata; Mammalia; Lagomorpha; Leporidae.